UCGGCAGCAGCGGCCUCUCUCCGCUCCCUGCUCCUCCAGGCAGGCAGGCACGCAGGCUGGCUCGGCCAGCAACAAGUGCGGAGGCAGGCGAGGCGAGGCGAGGGCUGACGUCAGCGAGCGGAGUAUUAUGGUCUGGGCUGCGCUGGCUGCCGCCGCUGCCGCCGCCGCCGCUUUUCUACUGCCAGCGGCCGAGUAAACAUGGAGCUCUCCGCCGUGGGAGAGAGGGUGUUCGCGGCCGAGGCCUUGCUCAAGAGACGCAUCCGCAAAGGACGUAUGGAGUAUCUUGUGAAAUGGAAGGGCUGGUCUCAGAAGUAUAGUACCUGGGAACCUGAAGAAAAUAUUCUGGAUGCCCGCCUGCUUGCAGCUUUUGAAGAAAGGGAAAGAGAAAUGGAACUUUAUGGUCCUAAGAAACGAGGUCCCAAACCCAAAACCUUCCUAUUAAAGGCUCAGGCAAAAGCCAAAGCCAAAACCUAUGAAUUCCGUAGUGACUCUGCUAGGGGAAUCCGGGUUCCUUACCCUGGAAGAUCCCCCCAAGAGCUGGGCUCUACUUCACGUGCUAGAGAAGGACUGAGACAAAUGCCACUGCCCCCUCAAAGCAGCUCUACCACUGCUAGCACCAACAGCUCCAGAGUGGAGACGAUCCAGGAGAACAGGGUUGGGGCUGAGGAAGACCGAUCUGACGGAGCCUUUAAAAAGCGAGGCCCAAAGCCUAGGAAGGAGCUCUACAAAGACCUGCCUGAAAAUGCUGAUGUUGCCUCCAAGCGGAAAUCGGUGGAACCAGGGGACAAGGUGGUGGUGGAUUACCUAAAAGCCAGAAAAUUGGAAGAGGCAGCUAACCCAGGUGCAGCCAAGUUCAGUUCAGGACAUAGUGUGAUCCAGUUAGCCCGGAGGCGGGAGCCUGAGUUACCCAGUGCUGUUUCCAGCGCCAGAGCAGAAACUGGCCUUAAGCUAGGUGCACCUGAGACUUAUCCUCCCAGGCUAACCAAGCACAGGGCAGAUUUCCUAGAUCCAAAAGGGCAAAGCGGCUUGGACUUGGGUGCCCCUAAGAUCUUGCACAGCUCUACAAACCAAGGCAGCUUAUAUCGAGAAGGUCUAGGAACCCAGGCUGGCAGGCCUUCCCUCAUUGCUCGCAUCCCUGUCUCUAGGAUCCUUGGUGACCCAGAGGAAGAAGCUUGGAGCCCAUCCCUCAACAACCUGGAGAAAGUAGUAGUGACUGAUGUGACAUCAAAUUUCUUGACCGUCACCAUUAAGGAGAGCAGCACAGACCAAGGGUUCUUUAAAGAGAAGCGAUGAAUUUUCUAGGAAAAUAAGGAGGCAUCCAGUGGGUUUGGGCAGAGGUCAGCAGGCUUUGGGUUUUCUUUUCUUUUCUUGGACAGUAUUGAAAAAAAUCUGUCCUUAAUUCAUUCUUUUAUUCCCUCCCCCCUCACCACCAAUUUAAGUUUUGGUUGGAAAGAUUAUCUCUAGAGUUAUAUUUUCUAUUAGAUGUAAAUAUGUUAUUUAAAGAAAAUACAUAUAUAUAUCUAUAUACAUAUAUAUAUAUAUCUCAACUCUUACUUUUUUAAUUUAAGGCUUUUGGACAAGAACAGUAAAACAGAAAACUGAAGUAUCUCUUGCUUCAACUGCAAGAGCAGGUGUAGAUAGUGAAUGACCUUAUUAGCUAAUUAUGACAUCUUGAUUUUUUUUUCUUUUCAAUGGUUUCACCUCCCUUCCCCCAAAGAUGAUGUCGAGGGCAAAUAGGGGAUAUUAUAUUCAUCUGGGGACAAAAAGGUCUCCAGUUUUUUGAUUGUUAUAUGAUAAGGUGUUGCUUUGUACAAUCAAGUGGGCUGUAUACACAACUGUUCUAGCUGGACAGCUGAAGUAAGCACUUGACUUUACAGUAUUGUCUUGCUUUUGUUUUGCUCCAAUUUGAAAAAAAAAGUUGUUGGUUUAACAAGUGUCCAUUAAAAACAGUUGACAGAUGUUUUAGCAAA
Molecule: messenger RNA, 1970 nt
Organism: Varanus komodoensis (Komodo dragon)
Lineage: Eukaryota; Metazoa; Chordata; Lepidosauria; Squamata; Varanidae
Gene: CBX8
Product: chromobox 8
Exons: 5
Coding region: 199-1293 (364 amino acids)
Source: RefSeq, a predicted model, not a curated record